AUGCUCAAGGUCGGCUGCCGGGACGGCCCCGGAGAGGUGCAGAUGGUCGGCUUCCUCAGCGAGCAACGCGUUCUCCCCGUCGACUUAGGCGACCCAGAGAACAGCACGCUGCUGGACAUUGUCAACGUUCUUUCGCUCGCUCGACGCGGGAGAGCUUGGCGUGCUCCACAACCCUAUGAGUCUGGCCUCUGUGUGUACGUCAACAUAGUGGGCGCGAUGGUCGAUGGCUUACCGCAGGGGUUCCGGCACGUCGUGAAGGCCGCGUCGGCACCAACGAAUUGGCGGGGCAUGGCCUACGCACACUUGAACCUCCGCAUCGACCAGCUCUCAGCUUCCGAGUGGGACUUCAGGGUCUUCCACCAUGACAUGGCCUGGGGCUGGGACACGGAUUGGAUGCCCUGCUUCGCGCAGGAGCUCGGGGCCGUCAUCGGUGACAUGGCGAUGGCACCGACGGCGUCCCUGCUGAGGACACCGGCCCCCGCGCUACCGCCCGACGCGGAAGCGCCAGAGCGGCGCGGACGGUGA
This is a messenger RNA of Prorocentrum cordatum, 525 nucleotides long. NCBI's taxonomy places the organism in Eukaryota, Dinophyceae, Prorocentrales, Prorocentraceae. The record is from the annotation of a GenBank genome assembly.